Fusarium fujikuroi IMI 58289 is the source of this 771-nucleotide messenger RNA. RefSeq lists its product as uncharacterized. The transcript has a single exon. The record is from RefSeq and is a predicted model, not a curated record. The coding region runs from base 1 to 771 and encodes 256 amino acids. NCBI's taxonomy places the organism in Eukaryota, Fungi, Ascomycota, Sordariomycetes, Hypocreales, Nectriaceae.
AUGCAUCUCUCAACUCUCGCCGCGUUCGUCGCCAUCUCUGGCUUCGCCUCCGCAGAACCCAACGGCUGGUCCAAGACCAAAGAAGCAGACGACAGCCCCUCCAAGCUCGACGACUGCGGCUGCUGGCCUAUCUACCAGGCUAUCCUAAAGUGCCAAAAGCUCAAGUGGCCCGAGGAAGAAACACGGGACUGUGUGUGCAUUCCCAACCCAGAUGGUUGGUACGGUUCCAUGGAUGGCUGCCGUACUUGUCUGAGCUCCAACUCUGAGCACGAAUUCUUCGAUAAUACCGCCAAGCUGGUCACCCAGCUAUUCGUUUCGUGCACCAACGCUGGCGGCGGCGUUACCAGCAAUGGAAACAGUAUCUGCGCCAGCAACGCGUACCGCGAGGCAUGUGUAUCGCUGGGAACAAAUGGGAAGCCCAGCUGGGCUAGUUUUGAGCAAGAAGGAGUCAGUGGAAAUGGGACUUAUGUGCUGGAUAUCAAGGAAUUCGGCGCAGACGAUGAUGAGUCUACAUCUACGACAAGUGCGAAGACAACUACCAAGACAAGCACUGCUGAAUCCAGUGGUAGCACCGAAAGUACGACCGUAGCCGUGGCUGCUACUACUGGUACCACGGAGACAUCUUCAGGCAGCGCUACUUCGGAUGCGACAUCGGGAACUGAGACUCCUGUUGCAUCGGCUACAACAGCGCCAAACUUGGGCAUGAGGCUUGCUGGUCACGGAGCUGUUGGCAUGGGUCUGGUCGCGGUAGUUGGUGCCAUGUUGCUUUAG